ACACAGCGCUUGCCGUUGUUCAGCCAAAAGAACAGCUGUUGUAGCCAAAGUGGUGUUGUUUAAAGUGAAUUUUUGUCGUAAGCUAAAUUUCUAGUGUAUAUGUGCACCAUGUGCACGGCCAGCUAAGCCGGGUAACGCCCAACAAAUCCGUAAUGCAUUUGCGACCGCGCUGCAGCGAAUGGCUGCCGCUAGCAACGCAGCAAUUGCGCCUUCGCAACCUGGCACGCAUCCAAGGACUUAACAUCGAGUGCAGUUUGAUCGCCAACGCCGGCGGCGAGGAUCUCGAAUCGGGGCAGGAGGAGCAAGAGCUGCUUCUCUAUUACACGUUACAUGCUGAUAAGGCCAGUGAGGCGUUCUACACCAGCGAACCGCUGCCGCAGCGCCAUCAGCACCAAAAGUGGGCGGAGAUUUCUGCGGGCGACGACGUCUGGCGCAAAUCGAAUGCGCAAUGCGUCUGUGUCAAAGUCUGGGCCCAUUAUCAGCCAACAGCCGCCCAGCAAAGAGAAAAAAAAACUACAAGUGGCCCAAACGAGACUGAGCCAACAGCGGAGCCAGCGCAAAGUGCGCAGCUGACGCAACGUCUGGCCAAUGUGCAGUUAACACCCCACAAGCUGCCACGACCGCCGGAGCUCGUAUUCAGCUGGGGCGUUUACUUUUCCGGCCUCAUACCGCUGGCGACGCUGUCGCUGGCCAAUUGUCGGGCCAACUGUUUGAUUUUCCAUCUGAAUGGUGAGCACUUCACCUCGCCGGCGCUGAUCAGUGAGCAGGGUCUACACGCCCAGCUGCAUUUGCAGUACCAGCGCUAUUCCGAGUAUGACAAUAAGGAACAGCAUGUCGAAAGCGACGAUGGUGGCAUCAAUUCGCCGCCAGUCAGUCGCAGCAGCAGCCCCAUGCUGCGGAUGAGCAUCACGCGCUACACUCAGCUUGGCUGUGAGCUGACCAAGAUGCGAUACAGUUACAACUUGGAGACUCUGUUGUUGCUGCAGCGUCGCCAGCGUGAUCAGCUCAAGCAUCGGCGGGACGUGCUGGCGGUAAGCGCGGAGAUUGCUCGGCUAAGCGUUCGCUGCAUUACACGCAACGAGCUAAGACUAAAGCCGCGCUCCACUUCGAGCUCGGGCUCGCCGUAUGGCAGUCAGACGUCGCAGCAUUAUCGUCAUUCCAUGGGCCGCAUGCUCACCGAGCUGCUGGCCGAACAGCAAGAGAUUGCGCCCCUCACCCUCUACAGUGCCCAGCAGCUAACGCUGCAAAUCGAGGCGUUGCGCUGCAAGCAGCGUUUGCUGCAAACCGAACGCGCCACCUUCGCGGAACGCAAUGAGCGCCAAAAGGAGCGUUUACAGAUGCUGCGCGAGCAGCGCGAGGAACUGCAAUUUAAGCUGCACAACCAGCGGCUGCAGCUGGAGCAACAGCAUCUGGAGUGGCGUACGCAGUCGCCGCAGCGGCAAACGCAGCGCAAACAAAAGAAGUGUGAAAUUAAUCUGCAGGUGAAGCGACGCAGAUUCACGCUGGCGCUGGAGCUGCAGGAGAUCUACAACAUUAAGAGUCUGGGCUCGCAACAGUUUAGCAUUUGUGACAUUGCUUUUCCCCACAUGGAGCAUUAUACGUGCGAGUCGCGGCAGGCGGCCAAUGCACAAAUGCUGGGCAAUGUGUCGCCACUGGCGGUGAGCGCGGCGCUGAGCUAUGUGGCGCAUCUGGUACAGAUGCUGGCCUUCAUUAUGGAUCUGCCGCUGCGCAAUCCCAUCUCCUACGAACCGUCGCGUGCUCGCAUCACCGACAAUGUCAAAGAGCUGACCUACAACACAAGAGAUUUUCCUUUAUAUACACGCUCCAUUCUGCCAUCUCAACAAACGAAGUAUGCCAUUUAUUUGCUGCGGCAGAAUGUGUCGCAGCUGUGCUAUGUCAUCACAGAGCGCAAUGAUAUGCGGAACACAUUUGGCAAUCUGCUGGUGCUAUUCGAUUGGCUGCGCAAGCAGAACGACGAGGUCGAUUCAGGCGACAAGUGGGCGGUAAAUGUGAGACAUGCGAACGGCUUGACCGCAACUCUGGCUGGCAAUCCUCAGCUAUCGGAGUCGCACUCCUCGGUAGAUAUGAAUCACGUACCACUGCCCACAACGGCAAAUGUGGCCAAAGAUGCCCUGAUGCAACAUCUGAUGCCAGCGGGCGUGAGUCAGGCGCUGGCCAUCGAAGGCUAUGCGUCAACGCAGCGAAUCUGUCGCUCUGUGGGUUCCUACUCGGAUGGCGAGGAUGACUUUCGAGCCAGAUUGGAGCAAAGCUAUUCCAAUUCGGACUCAAAUAUUAAUCUACAAGUGGAGCGCAGAUAGGACGAGCGCUGCAUGCUGCAUUGCAAUAUAUCCACAUAUUUACCUAUGUAUACAUUAUAAAAGUAUCUAUAUUUAUAUAUAUAUAAAAAAUAUUGCAAAAGGCCCAAAAAAAAAAAAAACAAAUUGAAAAAAUAACAGUAAGCAACGAAUUUAGUUGCUGCGUUACGUUUUAGCCAGAAUUAACUUUGAUUAGAGCGCUUUAAACGUAAAUUGUACUUGAAGCACUUGUGUAUUGUGUAUUUUAAUUAUAGACUGCUUCAAUGAGCAAAACUCUAAAUUUAUUAAAUAAUUUGUGCAUA
Drosophila grimshawi is the source of this 2617-nucleotide messenger RNA. RefSeq names its product UV radiation resistance-associated gene protein (gene Uvrag). The record is from RefSeq and is a predicted model, not a curated record. Gene Ontology annotation, biological process: SNARE complex assembly. Bases 153 to 2318 code for a protein of 721 amino acids. Gene Ontology annotation, molecular function: SNARE binding. The transcript is spliced from 5 exons. Gene Ontology annotation, cellular component: endosome; lytic vacuole. Lineage: Eukaryota; Metazoa; Arthropoda; Insecta; Diptera; Drosophilidae.